UCGAACAAGACAUUUUCACUUCCACAGCCAGGUCAUAAGCAGACCCGAGGUUCGGUCAACUUCAGGGCCCCACCAAACCUAUAGGCUCGGAUACCAAACCUCAGAGGAUAAAUUUCCCGCUCAUUCACACUCCUAUAGUCCUGCUUUGCUUAGUUCAGUGGAGAAAGGGGGAGAAAUUGAGGCACUAUAAAUUGAAGUUCCUCUCUUGUUCUAUUGUGUUUGAUACAUUCACUAAACUCAGAUUAAGCUAAUCUUCUUGAUUAAUCUUGUAAAUUUCUUAUGGGAAGAUCUUGGCUUAUUGAUGGCAGAGGACUUGCGAGUAAAGUUAAAAAUGCUGGUGCCCCUGCUGCACUUCAAAUCAAAGAUUGCGGGGCAAAGCGGCAAUGCCCAAACUGCCAUUACUGUAUUGAUAACAAUGAUGUUUCUCCUGAAUGGCCUGGUCUACCCGUUGGUGUGAAAUUUGAUCCAUCUGAUGCAGAGCUCGUGGAGCAUUUACAAGCAAAGUGCGGGAUGGAAAAUUCUGAGCAACACAAAUUCAUUGAUGAGUUCAUCCCCACCCUUGAUGUUUACGAAGGGAUUUGCUAUACUCAUCCUGAAAAACUUCCUGGUGCCAAAAAGGAUGGAAGUAGCAUUCACUUCUUUUAUCGCAUUACUAAUGCAUAUGCAACUGGUAAACGGAAGCGUAGAAAGAUUCAUGAUGAAAAUAAUUUGAUGAACGAACAUGUCCGCUGGCACAAGACAGGAAAGACCAAGAUUAUUGUGGAGAAUGGGCUCCAAAAGGGAUGUAAGAAGGUCAUGGUUCUCUAUCAAACUACUAAGAAAGGAUCAAAGCAGGAAAAGACUAAUUGGGUCAUGCAUCAGUACCAUUUGGGCACCGAUGAGGAGGAAAAAGAAGGUGAAUAUGUGGUUUCAAAAAUAUUUUACCAGCAGCAGAAGCAAUCCGUCAAGGCCAAUGAUUCUCUUGACAAUGAAGAAGCCAGUGUGGGAGCGAAUCAAACUGGGCCUACAACUCCAAAGACUGUUAUACCCGAUCCCCCUCGAGCUGGAGAAACCCCUUCCUGUGAUGAUAUUGUGGAUGACCCUUUUCCCUCCUCACCUUAUCAGGAAGUGGAAGUUGCCAACGAACCAGGGCAGACUUCUGAUGCUAAAAUUAAAUGUGAAAUGGAGUACUCCACCUGCUUGGCUGGUGAAUCGCAAGCAGCAGAUGAUGUUGAUAUUUCUCUGUUGUGUGAUGAACCUAAUAAUUAUUCAUUUCUCGAUAGUCUUGGUCCUUCUUCGGACUACACUCAUAACCCUUGCCAUUUACCACAAGGAAAUGGUAGCACAACCUGCGGAAUUCCAGAGUUGGAUAACUUGGAAUUGGAUACUCCUCCAGACUUUCAACUUUCAGAUUUGCCGUUUGGUUCUCAAGAGAAUAUCUUUAGUUGGUUGGAUCGGCUAUAGCGUUAAUGGCAGUGAGAUAAUGCUUUGUGCAUUCUGAGAUGGAGAGUAUAUUUCAACAAGAUUGUGCUCUUGAAUUCAGUCCUACAACCCUCAGAAGAAAAAGUUUCUGGAGAAAAGAGGAAAAAGAAAAACGAGUUGAAGGAGUUGUUGCAAGAAUCAUCAGUAUUUGGGAAUUGGAAUUGUUAAAAGGCAUAGUGAGCCUACUGACGUGGCUCAAAUUUUGAUUUGUUCUGAUGUGUGUUGUUAAGACUUUCUCAUAUCCUUUGUGUUCUAUUCAAGCAUGUUCUGACCCCCAAAUACUUUGGGAAGUUUCUAGCUUGGAGUACUAGUUUUAUUUUAACUACAAGUGUGGAUUGCUUUCUAAUGCCUCUUUCGUUGUGUCUGAUUCCAUGCACAGUGACAUGAGAGGCAUCUUGUUUGAACCUUUUCGUUUUGCAUAGAUUCUUUACAGAUAAA
This is a messenger RNA of Capsicum annuum, 1899 nucleotides long. Its product is annotated as SUPPRESSOR OF GAMMA RESPONSE 1. Gene Ontology annotation, biological process: regulation of DNA-templated transcription. The coding region runs from base 280 to 1443 and encodes 387 amino acids. NCBI's taxonomy places the organism in Eukaryota, Viridiplantae, Streptophyta, Magnoliopsida, Solanales, Solanaceae. Gene Ontology annotation, molecular function: transcription cis-regulatory region binding; DNA-binding transcription factor activity. The transcript has 6 exons. Gene Ontology annotation, cellular component: nucleus. The record is from RefSeq and is a predicted model, not a curated record.